GGAUCGAAGUAGUGUGAAAACAAUAUGGAGUCUUUAGUGAACUAUAGUAGCGAGGAUGAAGCAGAAAUGGAGUUUAAUAGCAGAAAAAGGGAUGAUUCAUCAAAGAACCGCGAUGGACGAGACGCACGCAGGUCGGACGAUGCCUGGUCAUCAUUGUCCGGGAGUCAGAAUGAGGCCAAGAAGGGGAGAAAGGAUGACACAAAUUAUGAGAGUGUACAGAUGGACAUGAGUGAGGACUCUGAGGAGGCAUCAUCGAAGGAUGAAAGAGAUACUCCAAGUACUCCAAAGCACAAGAGUCACUCUCACAGUGAACGUCGACGAAGCCACAGUGCAGACAAUGAGCGUGAAACUUCAAGAUACAAAUCUUCAAAAGAGCAUCAUCGUUCGUCCAGAGAUCAUAGGGAGAAGGAGAGGGAUAGGGAUAGGGAUCGGGACAAGGAUCGUGAUCGUGACCGUGACCGUGACCGUGACCGUGACCGUGACCGUGAUCGGAACAGACAUAGAGACAGAUACAGCGAUCGCAAAAACAAAGACUCACGACGUGAUCGUGAUCGCGAUCGGCAUCGGCGUCGUUCAUCAUCACGCGAACGCCGCCGCAGAUCCAGCUCCAGAGACAGUCGCCGUGAUCGUCGUCGAUCUAAGAGUCGUUCACGAUCUCGCGGACGAUCUCGAAGAACGCCAGAGGCCAAGACAUCUGCAUCCACAGCAUCAUUGACGUCUUUGGUGACUUCAAUGGCGCCGUCGAAUCCUCCGCCUGUGGCUCAGCCUCUGCCGUCGUCACCAAAGUUAAUCCCUACGGUUUCGGUGCCCGUGAACAAUGAGGCAGCGAAGCCUGAGAGAUUGGAUUGGCGGACACAGCAGCGGGUGCAGCAGCUGGAGAAGAUGGGCAUAGAUCUGAAGAAAUCAGAGACGGCGGCAAUUGAAUUACCCAGCUACUACAAUCCCGGCGUGGUGAAUCCUUCGCGAUAUGCUGAGCAGAUGCAAAAGAGGAAGUUGCUGUGGAGUCACAAGAAGGCGGAUAAUGUGGAGCAGGCGGCUGCAAAGUGGGAGACGGCCAAAUUUUCGCAGGAUCAGGAUGGAAAGGUGGCGUCAAAGUUUAUGAGAUUGAUGGGUAUCAAGGAGCCUCCGAAGGCUGGAGGAGGGGGUUCAUCGGGUUCUGGGGUGGAUCUGGUGAAGAAGCAGGAGGAAUUGUUCUCCACAAUGGAGCAGCAGUAUGAAGUGGCUAGACAGGUGACACACACAAUGCGUGGCGUUGGACUGGGUUUCACAUCGCAGUCACGCCCCUUCUAAACAGACCAACAACUCGCUAUCAUGCAAUAUUUCCUCCCUAUUAUCCUCGUGUGUGAAACAUUUUUGCCAAAUUAUCCGGUUGUAUCCUAAAAUAUACUCCAUGUCUUUGGCGUUUAACAAACGCGUACCAAUCUUUUGAGAACGAGAACAAUCUUUCACCCAAAAAACAUUUAGAAAGGCAUCUUGAGAAAUUUGAAUGAAAAAUAUAGUAUUGAGAACUUGAGA
Messenger RNA from Phlebotomus papatasi, 1515 nucleotides. Its product is annotated as arginine/serine-rich coiled-coil protein 2. The record is from RefSeq and is a predicted model, not a curated record. Lineage: Eukaryota; Metazoa; Arthropoda; Insecta; Diptera; Psychodidae. Bases 25 to 1290 code for a protein of 421 amino acids. The transcript is spliced from 5 exons.